GUGGUGAAGCGGAAAUAGAUUUGGUCGCAUUAAAUUUAUCAUCUCAACAUCUCUACAUACAUUUGGUACCACAUAUUUCAUUGGCAGACUGGGAUAUGGUGGCAACUGCUUGUCCAACCGCAUCUCUCAGUUUUGGGUGUGUUUCAACACUCGGAUUUCAUCGGCAUGUGACAUGGUCCAACUAAGCAAGUCACCCCAAAACUUAGCUAUGGUAUCGUUAUCUAUAGCAAUAUUAAUGUCAUACAACUGGGUUCUUGUGGUACGAACAGGGGUGACCCCAGGGGGCCUCCGCAAAGCUCGCAGGCACACUCUCGACGUUAUCAGAACUGAUCACCUUUGCAGAGCCUUCUAUGUGCGGGAUUCCGAGUCGGAUAUAGGUAGCUCGCGGAGCUUGGUCUUACAGAUAGAAGGCACUGCAAAGCACCUACUUAAAUUGCAAGCCGCGCCCAAACCAGUUUUGUGGCCUCGAAACCCGAAAAGGCAUGGCUGCAAGGCGUCUUCGCCCUCCACGAGGGGUCAACUUGUGACGAACCAUUUACCCCUCAUCAACUGCGGAAGAUUGGGCUGUAACUUCGCCGCAGAUGCUAUCGUCAAUGCCUCCUCAGAAGGUUUUCAGGAAUCUCGCACAUCAACAUGCGCACCCCUUCCUUCUAAAGCUGAUAGGCGCUUAUUGGCGACUCGUGACCGAAGGUGACAGAUGAUAGGCAGAUCAGGUUCACCGACUUGAAGAGCCCGUGCAAGGCAAAUGAUAGCAAGUUCUGUGGCGGAUGUGCAUCUAUCAUCAACAACAAAACAAAGGGAGGCGCCGCGAGUACACU
Suillus subaureus is the source of this 818-nucleotide messenger RNA. RefSeq lists its product as uncharacterized. The transcript has a single exon. The record is from RefSeq and is a predicted model, not a curated record. NCBI's taxonomy places the organism in Eukaryota, Fungi, Basidiomycota, Agaricomycetes, Boletales, Suillaceae. The coding region runs from base 173 to 694 and encodes 173 amino acids.